GCAAGACACCCAUUGCAAAGCUAUACCCUCCCUCAUUAUACCUCUUCACAUUCAACUAGCGGGUUUCCUGGGAAGUUUUCAUAUUGAAGACGUAACAAUAUGGUCUCAAAGCUGCGACGUCUCGCAGCAGACCAUGCAGCACUGCAUGAAGAGCUUCCCCCAAACUAUCUUUUUCCACCCGACGAUGCGCAUUCUUCUUCCUCAGACGACAUCACACAACUUACGACCUUGCUGGCAGGUCCACAGGGUACACCAUAUUCCCAAGGCCUGUGGCGGUUACACUUGAAGCUACCAGAAGACUACCCGAAGAGUCCGCCAAAAGCCACGUUCCGGACGCGGAUAUGGCAUCCCAAUGUGGAGGAAUCGACGGGUGCGGUAUGCGUGGACACACUGAAGAGGGAUUGGAAGUCGACCUUGACGUUGAAGGAUGUUUUGAUUACAAUUUCAUGUCUUCUUAUAUACCCGAACCCGGACUCAGCGCUGAACUCUACGGCUGGAGCGUUGCUUCAAGAAAAUUACGAUGCUUUUGCUCGUCAAGCCAAGUUGAUGACGUCGAUACACGCCCCAACCCCGGGCGAUAUGCGGAGCGAAGUAAUGGAGGCAAAAAUGCGGGGAGAGGAAAAUGGCACAACGGUCCCCGAACAGGAAGAUACGUCGCGGUCUCUACGCUCGCUCAAGGGGACAAGGGUACAAACCGUGACGAUGAAAAAGAAACCGGCGCGGAAAGAAGCCAACAGGGCUCAGUCUCAAGAUGCAGAGAAUACCUAUCCACACCAUGAACCACUAGAGCAACAAUUCUCAGAUGAUGAGAAUGAAAAUCCAACCUGUGCAUCAAAAGAAAACGACCCAUCACUAUCCCCGUCACCUGUCAAACUGGCUCCGCCAUCUAGCCCCAGGAAAAACGCCCAUGGCAAACGCCCACUCUCCGUCCUUACAACUUCCAUGGACAUAGAACCCUCCUUCAUGGAGCAUGAAGAUAUGGACACAACAGACGGCAUGACAGCUUCAGAGCGCAACAUCGCCGCGAACACAACACCAACCCGUGACAUCCAAGAACGGGACUCCUCCCCGCAACGAAAAUCCCCGAAACUUUCCCUCCUCAACAGGGGCCUCAACAAUCACGUCCCCUGGCCUCUCCGAGAAGAUAACAGUAUAAGUCUAGACUUGAAAAUCUACGAAGACGACGAAUCUUCAGGCUCGGACUCACAUCGUUCGAGUAGCAGUAGCAGAGAUGGCAAAGAGAACCCAAGUUCCUCUUUUUCACGCGGUCCUUUUAAAGACCAGGACCUCGACCCUGUCGCAUUGAAAACGCAACAGUACUCUGAACGUGCUCACCCUCUCACAAUCCUUAACUCGUCUUCCAACACACCCCACCCAUAUUCUUCAGGCUCAUCAUCGAGCCUGCUGGAAAAGCCCGUUUCUGGAACGCGCAAGGUUUCGGGUUCGGGACUGAAGAAGGCGAAACCCCGUAUUGGAAUUCGCAGGCUGUGAAUAGUACUGGCUUGGUAAAAGCGAUAAGUUACGACUUUUCGGUAGUUGUUGAAUCGGGGUGUCCGGGUUGGGUACAUUAGUGAAUCUUUUUUAACGAACCCAAAGCAUGCUGGCGUUACUUUAUGGUGUCUUGGACUUGAAUCGGUUGGCUUGAGGCAUCCCCUGCGAGAAGCAUUUAUUUUUGGGAGCAUUUGGUUAGGGUUUGUGGCCUUGGAUUGGUUAUUGUAUAUUAUUCGUUGACGCAAAUCACCCCAGUCUUCGUCGGCUAUUCUACCUCGCUGAAUCACCUUUUAAUAUUAUAUACGUAAUAGUGUUCUUCUCCCAUUUUGGGCCUA
Molecule: messenger RNA, 1826 nt
Organism: Aspergillus versicolor CBS 583.65
Lineage: Eukaryota; Fungi; Ascomycota; Eurotiomycetes; Eurotiales; Aspergillaceae
Product: putative ubiquitin conjugating enzyme E2
Exons: 3
Coding region: 100-1491 (463 amino acids)
Source: RefSeq, a predicted model, not a curated record